Molecule: messenger RNA, 1491 nt
Organism: Plodia interpunctella (Indianmeal moth)
Lineage: Eukaryota; Metazoa; Arthropoda; Insecta; Lepidoptera; Pyralidae
Product: mitochondrial glutamate carrier 1-like
Exons: 8
Coding region: 100-1032 (310 amino acids)
Biological process (GO): L-glutamate transmembrane transport; malate-aspartate shuttle; aspartate transmembrane transport
Molecular function (GO): L-glutamate transmembrane transporter activity; L-aspartate transmembrane transporter activity
Source: RefSeq, a predicted model, not a curated record
GGCAUCGCCGAACAACUUCUAGGACUCAAGAAGUGAAUCCGUUAGCCUAUCUGACACCAUGUGGUAUAAACAGCUGCUAAUUUUAAGUCUGUAAGCGGGAUGGGUGCUAAAGACCCGCCAAAACCGCCCGCGCAAUUUUCUGUGUUACCAAAAGUAAUCAAUGGCGGGAUUGCUGGGAUCGUCGGCGUCUCGUGCGUGUUUCCCAUAGACUUGGUCAAAACUAGACUACAGAAUCAAACUACUGGGAAAGAUGGCAAGAGACAAUAUUCGAGCAUGUUGGACUGUUUCAAAAAGACGUACGCAGCAGAGGGCUACUUCGGCAUGUAUCGAGGGUCGGCGGUCAACAUCAUCCUCGUGACUCCAGAGAAAGCCAUCAAGCUGGCUUCCAACGACUACUUCCGCUACUACUUUACAGGCCCCGACGGAACCAUUCCAAUAUCUCGUCAAAUAAUCUCCGGCGGGAUGGCGGGCUGCGCGGCAGGCAUGACGCUGACCACUCCCAUGGAGCUGCUCAAGAUACAACUGCAAGACGCAGGCCGCGUCGCUGCCGAAGCUAAAAAAGCGGGGAAAGCGGCACCAAAGAUCACCGCGAUGAGUGUGGCCAGCAAGCUGAUAAAGGAGAAGGGGAUCGGAGGACUAUGGAAGGGUGUGGCGGCGACCACCGUGCGGGAGUGGUCUUUCUGCCUAAUCUACUUCCCGCUGUUCGCGGUGAUCAAUUCUGCUACCAACCCGGACCCAACGAAGCCGCCGCCCUUCUGGUGUUCAUUCGUAGCAGGGCUGGGGGCAGGGAGCGUGGCUGCGUUCUUGGUGACGCCGGUGGACGUCAUCAAAACGCGCAUGCAGACGCUUACUGUCGGCGCCAAGCAAUACAGCUCUAUCGUAGACUGCCUUAGCACCACUGUGAAGAACGAGGGCUUUACAGCGCUGUACAAAGGCGGGGCGUGUCGAAUGAUGGUGAUUGCCCCACUGUUCGCGAUCGCUCAGACUGUCUACUACUUCGCCAUAGCUGAAACCUUGUUGGGACUCAAGUAAAAUCAUGAAGAGUGAAGAAUAAAUAACAAGACACAACGGCUUCGUUGGGUCUUGUAAAGACUCGUGUCCACUAGGCAACACUGCAACAUACAUAUAUUGCGCUCUCUCUCUCUCUCUCAGUACAAGUACACAGAACGAUACGUUGUGCUAUUUCAUUCCAGUUAAAGCGGGUAAUGUAUGGCUGAAGUCAAUGUUACACAGAAAGGGAUGCAUGGAUUUAAAAGAAAAGGAAGUUCUUACUACUUUUCUUUCUUUUGUAUAUCUGUUUUACUUUCUGUUGCACAGACUGAUGCAGAGUAGGCGCUUUUAGUGGUUAUGCGGUUUCGUUUAGGAAUUAACUAUUUGUAAGACUGUCCUUCGAAUUUAAUAUCACAAAGUACGUAUGUUUCCAGAACGUUACGUUGUUUGUUAUGUACAGGUUAAGUUGUUUUUGAUGAUUAAAUAUUAUUGUGGACCAAA